This is a messenger RNA of Archocentrus centrarchus (flier cichlid), 6259 nucleotides long. It is a transcript of the gene ecpas, whose product is annotated as Ecm29 proteasome adaptor and scaffold. Bases 1 to 5547 code for a protein of 1848 amino acids. NCBI's taxonomy places the organism in Eukaryota, Metazoa, Chordata, Actinopteri, Cichliformes, Cichlidae. Gene Ontology annotation, molecular function: molecular adaptor activity. The transcript is spliced from 49 exons. The record is from RefSeq and is a predicted model, not a curated record. Gene Ontology annotation, biological process: ERAD pathway; proteasome assembly. Gene Ontology annotation, cellular component: cytoplasm; nucleus.
AUGGCUGCCCAGGAUGAACUCAAUCAACUGGAACGUGUGUUCCUUCGCCUGGGCCAUGCAGAGACAGAUGAACAGCUACAGGACAUUAUCUCCAAGUUCCUGCCCCCUGUUCUCCUCAAGCUCUCCAGCGUUCAGGAAGGGGUGCGAAAGAAAGUAAUGGAGUUGUUGGUCCACCUGAACAAGAGGAUAAAAAGCCGACCGAAGAUUCAGCUGCCCGUAGAAACUUUGCUGGUGCAGUACCAAGACCCUGCAGCUGCCUCUUUCGUUACGAAUUUCACCAUCAUCUACAUUAAAAUGGGCUACCCUCGUCUGGAGGUCAUAAAACAGUGUGAGCUUGCCCCUACCCUUCUCACUGCCAUGGAAGGAAAGCCACAGCCACAGCAAGACAGCCUGAUGCACCUACUGAUCCCUACUCUUUACCAUAUAAAGUAUCCUACUGACUCCACCAAGAAUGCUUCUCUAUUUAACCUAACUGAGCGGCCAAAGACAGUGCACCUGCUGCUGGAGUUUAUGUUAGAUGUUUUGCUGAUGCCUUAUGGGUUUGUGCUGAAUGAAUCUCCAACUCGUCCUGCUCCCUCCUCCUCCCAGAGUGCUUCUGGAGAUGGGACAGUGGGUGGAAGUAGUCAGGGUCUCCCACAGCCUCCCCCAGGGAUGAGUGUGUAUGCUGCCAAGAGGGUGAUUGGAGAAGCCCAGUGGAACGCUGAGCAGCUGGAGCAGUGUAAGCUGGGCAUAGUGAAGUUCAUUGAGGCAAAGCAAGUCCCAGAAGUGGAAACGGUGGUGCACCUGGUGGUGGCGUCAAGCGACACUAGACACAGUGUGGCCACUGCAGCUGAUCUGGAGCUGAAGAGCAAACAAAGCAUCAUUGACUGGAACAAUCCUCUAAUUAUCAACAAGAUGUUCAAAGUGUAUUUGGGGGAUGUUCCUCUUAAAACAAAGGGGGGCAGUGUGAAGCAAGAGUUGAAACAUGAGCCAGUAAGCACAAGAGUUAAGCUGAAGAUCCUGCCACAUCUUCUACGCUCGCGUCUGGCUGCAGAGUGCUUUCCAGCUAAUAUCCAGGUUGUGUACGAUGGUCUGUUUGGGGCCAACACAAACAACAAACUGCUGUCUCUCACCUUACAGUUUGUCCAUCACAUCUGCAUGGUAUGCCCUGACACUAAUAAGCCUUUGGGACUAAUGUUGCUUAAUGGUCUUACCAAGCUCAUCAACGAAUACAAGGAGGAUCCUAAGUUACUAUGUGUUGCUUACUCUGCUGUUGGAAAGCUGUCAAGCCGUAUGCCACAGCUCUUCACAAAGGAUAUUGCGCUUGUGCAGCAGUUCUUUGAGUCCAUGUGUAAGGAGGAACCUGAUGUCCGUCUUGCCAUUCAGGAGGCUUUGUCUAUGAUGGUUGGAGCUUAUGCUAACCUCCAAGGAGCGCUGCUCAACCUAAUGGAGGCACUGGUGGCCGCAUACAUUGGAAAGCCGGAGGUGCAGGUUCGCCAGGUCGCCAUGAAGUUUGCCAGCACGGUCUUUGCUCCUGAUCAUGUGCCAUCAAGAUACCUACUGCUGCUGGCAGCUGGAGACCCAAGAGAAGAGGUGUCUGGGGAGGCCCAGAGGGUCCUGAGGACAUUUCAUACCAAGAGAUCAGAGAAGGAAGGACCAAAAUCUAUGCCCUCCUUUCCUGACAUGGUGGCUUAUGUCCAGGAGAAAGCCACACAGAGAAUCAAGACUCCAGCUAAGUACAUUGUGGGAACUUCCACAAUUCCUUUCAACCCAUCUGCAUUUGGCGAGAUCAUGCUCUACCUGAGGAUGUGUUUAGCCCACAGUGCUGGGGCCAUGUCCAUGUCCACACGCUUGUCAGACAUGCAGGAUGAUGCCCCUGCCAUUGGCCGCUAUGUCCACACACUGCUUUCUUCUGACCCUCAGCCCUCGGGGUCAAAGGGUUCUGAAGCAAAUCCUGUACAUGUCUACAUGGAUCUUCUGCAGCAGCUGCUUUCUGCUGUAGGAGGAAUCCCUGUUAUGUACUGUUUACUGGAAGUUGUGUCUGUAUGCCCGGAGAAACUGGCUCCCAGAUUUGCUGAUAAAAUCGACUGGAUUAAAAGUCUGAUGAACACAAACAAGGAGGACAUGAGGGAACUGGCAGCUCAACUGUAUGCUGUUGUGGUUUCCACUAUGACUGGCAACGAGUUGCAGAAGGCCGUGCAGAACCUCGUCAAAAUCACCAAAGACAACCAUAGCCCUGAAACUCAGCAUGGUGCCAUCUUGGCUCUUGGCUAUAUGGUGGGAAGGAACAUGAGCAGGAAGAAAGCUGCCACAGCUAUUGAUUCUACAGAAAACAUGGGGCAGCAGAUGAACAUCACUUCCCAGGAAGAUGAUGAACUUGCUUCCAUGGCCACAAAGACAAUUGGUUCCUUCCUGGAUAACAGCAGUGCAAUGCUGGCCAUAGCAGCCUGUACAGCUCUGGGGGAAAUUGGGCGUAAUGGCCUCCUGCUGAUCCCUGCAGAGGGUGAGGGCUUGACUAAACUCUCUGUUGUAGAAAACCUGCUGGCCCGCAUCCCCUCUGGCAAGGAGAGUACAAAGAUGAAAGAACGAGCCAUCGUGACCUUGGGUUACCUGCCAGUGGGAGAUGAAGACUUCCCUCAUCAGAAGAAGCUACUGCAGGGACUUAUGGAUUCUGUAGAGGCCAAGCAGGUGGAGCUGCAAUUCACAGUAGGAGAGGCCAUAACAAGUGCUGCAAUAGGGACCAGUUCUGGAGCUGCCAGAGACCCAUGGACCUGCACUGAGGACCAUUACACUCCACCACAGAAUGUAAAAAACAAUGAUGUGGUUCCUUGGGUCCUCAACGCCAUCCUGACCAAGUAUAUAACCAGCCAAAACCCCCACGUCAGGCAGGCAGCCUGCAUCUGGCUGCUCUCCCUUGUUAAGAAACUCAAUCAGCACAAGGAAAUUACGUCACAUUUGAAAGAGAUUCAGGGGGCAUUUAUCUCUGUUCUCUCAGACCCUGACGAGCUGAGUCAGGAUGUGGCAUCUAAAGGUCUUGGUCUAGUCUAUGAGAUGGGGGGAGAGGGUGACCAGCAGGAACUGGUGUCCACCCUUGUAGAAACGCUCAUGACUGGUAAAAGAGUGAAACAUGCAGUCUCAGGGGAUACAGAGGUGUUCCAAGGAGAAGGUUUGGGGAAAACACCUGAGGGUCAUGGUUUGUCCACAUACAAGGAGCUCUGUUCAUUGGCCAGUGACCUGAACCAACCAGAUCUUGUGUACAAAUUUAUGAACCUAGCCAAUCAUCAUGCCAUGUGGAACUCGCGCAAGGGAGCAGCUUUUGGUUUCCACAUUAUUGCAGCUAAGGCCGGAGAACAGCUGGCUCCAUUCCUGCCCCAGAUAAUUCCUCGUCUGUACCGCUACCAGUUUGAUCCCAACCUGAGCAUUCGCCAGGCCAUGACGAGCAUCUGGGAUGCCUUGGUCACUGAUAAGACCCUGGUGGACAAGUAUCUUAAGGAGAUCCUGCAGGAUGUAAUUUCUAAUUUGACCAAUAACACCUGGAGAGUGAGAGAGUCCAGCUGCCUGGCCUUAAAUGACCUGAUUCGAGGCCGUCAGGCCGAUGACCUUAUUGAUCACCUUGCAGAAAUGUGGGAGACCCUGUUUAGAGUCCUUGAUGACAUCAAGGAGUCUGUGAGGAAGGCUGCAGACCUAACACUGAAAACACUCAGUAAGGUGUGCACUCGUAUGUGCGAGUCUACAGGCUCUGGAGCCCAGAAAACUGUGGCAGUGAUUUUGCCUACCCUGCUGGAAAAAGGAAUCGUUAGCAAUGUUGCAGAGGUUCGCUCUCUCAGUAUCCAGACUCUGGUAAAGAUCAGUAAGACUGCCGGUGCCAGACUAAAGCCCCAUGCUUCCCGGUUAAUCCCAGCUCUUUUGGAGGCUCUCAGCACCCUGGAGCCUCAGGUCCUCAACUACCUCAGUCUCCGUGCCACAGAGCAGGAAAAGAGUGCCAUGGAUGCUGCCAGGCUGAGUGCUGCCAAGUCCUCUCCAAUGAUGGAGACUGUUAACAUGUGUCUGCAGCACCUGGAUGUUGCUGUUCUGGGAGAACUGGUUCCUAGACUCUGUGAGCUGCUUAAGAGUGGAGUAGGUUUGGGCACCAAGGGUGGCUGUGCUAGUGUAAUUGUUUCCCUCACAGUGCAGUGUCCCCAGGAUCUGACCCCACACUCAGGUAAACUGAUGAUUGCCCUGCUAAAUGGCAUCCAUGACAGAAGCACUGUAGUACAGAAGGCUUAUGCCUUUGCUUUGGGACACCUAGUCAGGACAGCAAAAGACAGCAGUGUAGAAAAACUACUACUGAAACUCAACACCUGGUACUUGGAGAAAGAGGAGCCUGUGUACAAGUCAUCGUGUGCACUGACAGUACAUGCCAUCAGCCACUACAGUCCAGAUGUGCUGAAAGGCCAUGCGGGAGUGGCCCUGCCACUGGCCUUCCUGGGAAUGCAUCAGGCACCAGGUCCCGAUGAGGAGAAAGGAGAGAGCCAUGAUGCCACACUGUGGAGUGAAGUGUGGCAGGAGAACGUUCCAGGAAGCUUUGGAGGCAUCAGACUCUAUAUGACCGAGCUGAUCGCCAUCACACAGAAAGCGCUGCAGUCCCAGUCCUGGAAGAUGAAGGCUCAGGGUGCAGCUGCUAUGGCAACUGUUGCCAAAGAACAGACAGGCUCACUGGUGGCACCACACCUUGGCUUGGUGCUGACAGCUUUAAUGCAGGGUCUGUCUGGACGCACAUGGGCUGGCAAGGAGGAGCUUUUGAAAGCCAUUGGAUCUGUAGUGUCUAAAUGCAGCGCGGAGCUACAGAAGCCUUGCAGCGGCCAACCAACCAUCUCUGAGGUGUUGGAGGUUGUGAUGAAGGAAUGCCGCAAGGAGAGUCUUGUGUACAAAAUGGCUGCUCUGCGUUGUGCUGGAGACGUACUCCACAGCAGCCAGGAGGACCAUUUCACCAACAUGGCAGGGAUCCUUUUCCCUCUAAUCAAGAAGAGCAGUCCAGAGAGUGGUGCUGCAUCCCCAAGGUCACUGGAGGAAGAUGAUGAUGAUGAUAAAGAUGUGAAGGAGAAAGCGCUGCAGACCGAAGCUCUUAUUUGUGCUUUUGAGACUCUGGGAAAGAGUUGGCCCACAAAGCCCGAGACUCAGACACGUUUCCAGAUGGAGGUGUGCAGCCUAAUGUGCGAGAAGCUCAAACUGAGCACUUGGAAAGUGCAGCUGGCUGUUCUACAUUCUAUGAAGGCAUACUUCCAGGGGUUACUGCUGCUAGAGAAGGGUAAUGAGGACCUGAAUUCAUUGUCACAGAUCCUCACAGAGACCUGUGCUGCUCUCACAUACCCUUUAGAAAAUAAGAGUUACUCCUCUGUGAGGACGGAGGCCUUAUCAGUUGUGGAUCUGAUCGUUAAGAGAACUGGAGAGAGUGAACAGUGGGAUUGUGUGUCUGUGAAGAGCCGGGAGCAGCUGCAGCGUUCCCUGUCGACGCUGCAGUCCGACAGCAGACCUGACCUGCGGGAUAAAGCCCAGGAGCUGCGCAGACACAUCCAAAGCCAACCUUGAGCGCACAGCAAGAAAAUACAGCAUCGACAUCUCAUUUUUCCUCCUUUAUCAGCAACACCAACCAUACAUUAAUGCACAUCUCCGACCUCUUUGAUACUUGGAGAUUCACAAUUUCUGUCAUUACAUUAAGUAUCCAUAUUACCUGUGAGCUGUGGUGCUGGCUUGUGCAAGACUCCCCUCCCCAAUUUAUGCAGACUGAUUCAUAUCUGUGGCUGGCAAAGCUUGAAGAGACUAACAAAACUUGCUCUACAUCUGCACUCAGCGAUGCGUUGAAGGGCGAGGCCGUCAUCAUAACGUGCUGAGAUUUAUUUGGUACGUUUAAAUGGACAGUGAGCUGAUAACAAAUGCUAUAUAAACCAGUGUGUUGGGUUUGUGGACGCUAUUCUUUUAGCCUCAAUUUGGGGAGUUUUACCACUGUUGGGGGCUUGUCUAAAAUUGGAAACUACAGCAGGCAGCACACUUUAGCCAACAGAGGGGUGAUUUCAGGGGUGUGGACACCCCAUCGCUGCUGAGUAGUGGUGAAAGGAUGGGAUUAUUGGAGAACUGCUGUGACCUAAAAAAAAAAUUAAGGCGUUAUUUGCCUGAUAAGUGAGUAAAAAGAUGUAAGGCUAUUUUGUUAAGUCUUGGAGAGAAGAAAAACCUGCUGUUAACUUCAAAGAUGCUAUAGUUGUUUGAAUUUGUCCCCAAAUAAAUAAAAUUCCCUUGAUUUGGA